Messenger RNA from Phyllostomus discolor (pale spear-nosed bat), 6388 nucleotides. It is a transcript of the gene ADAM23, whose product is annotated as ADAM metallopeptidase domain 23. Gene Ontology annotation, biological process: proteolysis. Gene Ontology annotation, cellular component: presynaptic membrane. The record is from RefSeq and is a predicted model, not a curated record. NCBI's taxonomy places the organism in Eukaryota, Metazoa, Chordata, Mammalia, Chiroptera, Phyllostomidae. Gene Ontology annotation, molecular function: metalloendopeptidase activity.
CGCUCCCGCGCGCCGGCUCAGCAUCCUUAGUCCCAGCAGCAGCCCCCGCAGUCGCUGGAGCGGCCGCGCCCGCCGCAGGGAGGGAGGAGCAUCUGGGGAGGUUCCAAGUUGGCGGAGCGACUGGGACCCCCGGACUCUCAACAUCCGCCCCCGGAGGGCCUGAGACGCAAGCAGGGGAGGGGGCACCGCCCAGUCCCUAGUUCCGAGUCCUGACCCCCUGCCCGCGGCAGCACCAUGCGCGCCGAGCCGGCGUGACCGGCUCCGCCCGCAGCCUCCCCGCAGCCUAGUCCAGCUCUCUCCCCGGCCACACCGAGCGGCGCUCGGGAGCUAUGAGCCAUGAAGCCGCCAGGCAGCAGCUCCCGGCGGCCGCCCGUGGCGGGUUGCAGCCAUCCUCGAGCCUCCAGCGACCCCCGCGGCGGCCCCGCCGGCCCGGCGCCUGCCCGCGCCCUGGCCCGCGCGCCUCCCUGCCGCCUGCUCCUCGUCCUUCUCCUGCUGCCUCCUCUCUCCGCCUCGUCCUGGCCCCGCGCCCGGGGGGCUGCUGCACCCAGCGCUCCGCAUUGGAAUGAAACUGCAGGAAAAAAAUUGGGAGUCCUGGCAGAAGAAGACAACACAUUGCAACAGAAUAGCAGCAGUAAUACCAGUUACAGCAAUGCGAUGCAGAAAGAAAUCACACUGCCUUCAAGACUCGUAUAUUACAUCAACCAAGACUCUGAAAGCUCUUACCAUGUUCUUGACACAAAGGCAAGGCACCAGCAAAAACAUAACAAGGCUGUCCAUCUGGCCCAGGCAAGCUUCCAGAUUGAAGCUUUUGGCUCCAGAUUUAUUCUUGACCUCACACUGAACAAUGAUUUGCUGUCUUCGGAUUAUGUGGAGAUUCACUAUGAAAAUGGGAAGCCACAGUACUCGAAGGGCGGAGAGCACUGUUACUACCACGGAAGCAUCCGAGGUGUCAAGGACUCCAGGGUGGCUCUGUCGACCUGCAACGGACUUCAUGGAAUGUUUGAAGACAAUACCUUCAUGUACAUGAUCGAACCACUGGAGCUGGUUCAUGAUGAGAAAAGCACAGGUCGACCACAUAUAAUCCAGAAAGCCUUGGCAGGACAAUAUUCUAAACAAAUGAAGAAUCUCAGUACGGAAAGCAGUCACGAGUGGCCCUUCCUGUCUGAGUUACAGUGGUUGAAAAGGAGAAGGAAGAGAGCAGUGAAUCCAUCUCGUGGUGUGUUUGAAGAAAUGAAAUAUUUGGAACUUAUGAUUGUUAAUGAUCACAAAAUGUACAAGAAGUAUCGCUCUUCUCACGCACACACCAACAACUUCGCAAAAUCUGUGGUCAACCUUGUGGACUCUAUUUACAAGGAACAGCUCAACACCAGGGUUGUCCUGGUGGCUGUAGAGACCUGGACUGAGAAGGAUCACAUCGACAUCACCACCAACCCUGUGCAGAUGCUUCAUGAAUUCUCCAAAUACCGGCAGCGUAUCAAGCAACAUGCUGAUGCUGUGCAUCUCAUCUCGCGCGUGACAUUCCACUAUAAGAGAAGCAGUCUGAGUUACUUUGGAGGUGUCUGCUCUCGCACAAGGGGAGUUGGUGUGAAUGAGUAUGGUCUUCCAAUGGCAGUGGCACAAGUAUUAUCGCAGAGCCUGGCUCAAAACCUUGGAAUCCAAUGGGAACCUUCUAGCAGAAAGCCAAAAUGUGACUGCACAGAGUCCUGGGGUGGCUGCAUAAUGGAAGAAACAGGGGUUUCCCAUUCCCGAAAGUUCUCCAAGUGCAGCAUUUUGGAGUAUAGAGACUUCUUACAGAGAGGGGGUGGAGCCUGUCUUUUCAAUAGGCCAACAAAGCUAUUUGAGCCCACGGAGUGUGGCAAUGGAUAUGUAGAAGCUGGGGAGGAGUGUGACUGUGGUUUCCAUGUGGAAUGCUAUGGAGUGUGCUGUAAGAAAUGCUCUCUCUCCAAUGGGGCCCACUGCAGCGAUGGGCCCUGCUGCAACAACACCUCAUGUCUGUUUCAGCCAAGAGGAUAUGAAUGUCGGGAUGCUGUGAAUGGGUGUGACAUCACCGAGUACUGUACUGGGGACUCCGGCCAGUGCCCACCAAACCUUCAUAAGCAAGAUGGAUACGCAUGCAAUCAAACCCAGGGCCGCUGCUACAGCGGGGAGUGCAAGACCCGGGACAACCAGUGUCAGUACAUCUGGGGAACGAAGGCUUCAGGGUCUGACAAGUUCUGUUACGAGAAGCUGAACACAGAAGGCACGGAGAAGGGAAACUGCGGGAAGGACGGAGACCGAUGGAUCCAGUGCAGCAAACAUGAUGUGUUCUGUGGAUUUUUACUCUGCACCAAUCUCACACGAGCUCCACGUAUUGGCCAACUUCAGGGAGAGAUCAUCCCCACUUCCUUCUAUCAUCAGGGCCGGGUGAUUGACUGCAGACACAUUGGCCUUAUUAAAUCAUGUUGUUGUAUUCUGAACUGGCAUAUUCGUAAACUGGUCAGCAGGUGGUACUCUGUCAUGGUGCUCUCACGUGGUUUAGAUGAUGACACAGACGUGGGCUAUGUGGAAGACGGAACGCCGUGCGGCCCGUCCAUGAAUGUGUGUUUAGAUCGGAAGUGCCUACAAAUUCAGGCCCUAAAUAUGAGUAGCUGCCCACUCGAUUCCAAGGGUAAGUCUGUUCAGGCCAUGGGGGUGUGUAGUAACGAAGCCACUUGCAUCUGUGAUUUCCCUGGGGCAGGAACGGACUGCAGUAUCCGGGAUCCAGUCAGGACCUUCACCCCUCCAGAUGAAGGACCCAAGGGUCCUAGUGCCACCAAUCUCAUAAUAGGCUCCAUCGCUGGUGCCAUCCUGGUAGCAGCUAUUGUCCUUGGGGGCACAGGAUGGGGAUUUAAAAAUGUCAAGAAGAGGAGGUUCGAUCCUACUCAGCAAGGCCCCAUCUGAAUCAGCUGCGCUGGGUGAACAACGGUGCCUCGCACUGUUGGAUUCUGGGUAUGACAUACUUUCAGUGACAUUGCCAGAACUCUUAAGCCUGUAAACAAGAACAUUGGGUGGUCAUGACUACAGAACUCAAGUUGGGGUGACAAGGAUGAGGUAAAAGAAAACUGUCCUUUUUUGGAAAUCAUUUCAAAGAACUCCUCCCACCACCUGUCAAUAAAAGGGGGACAAAAGACAAUGUUAUAAAAAGAACUAUUUGAGGAUUUCUUUUCCCAACUAAAGGUCUCAAGAAGGAACAACAACAAAAAAAUUAAGUGCAAUAAAAAGAACCAUUAAAAAUAACAAAUGAUUUUUUUUCCUUCCUCAGCCUGCCGGCACUUAGUAUCUUAUAAAUGAUCUGGCAUGAUUUUUUCUUUUCCUACCAAUGACACACUCCAGUGGCAUGAAGAUCUCAUUCUGGAAAGGGUAAAAUCUGCAUGGCAUAUCUACAACAAGCAGCUAGCAAGCAAAUCCGCAGCAAAACCUGCACCUGAAUUCCUAAGGUGGAGACGACAGAGGAACAUGAGGAAGUGGCCUGGCCCCCUCCCCCUAGUCUAAACCAGACCGUGAACUCCAGAGACCCCUGCUCUUGUGAUUCACCUUCCCAUUGUCUUUUCUCCUGGGCUGAGCAGCCUUUGGAAGUGGGAGCCGGAGUCUGAGCGUUGAUGCUAUUGUAUAGUUCUUUUAUAAAUGUAAAUAUGGAAAAAGAUUUUGACACAUCAACGUUCACUUGUCUGUAUUGAAAUAUUUUCCUUGUAAAGGUUCUCUGUAAAUUUGAGUCUGUUGUUUGCUCCCCAUCUUUUUGGUUCCUUUUCUCUGUAUAGGCGUCUCUGUCCUUCUCUCUUGUAACAUGUUGUACAGUGACCGUUGGGCUCGCUUAAAAAAGACAGGUGUAGUCACCGAUGCAGGGAGUUUGGGCACAAAAUGGAUGCGAUUUAGGAAUGAAAUGUUUGAAUGACAUGAAAUGCUUUGAAACCAAAAAUAAACAAAAGGUGGGGGGACACAAAACAAACGACCCAUAUUAAAAACACAAAAACUAUGUAAGUGGAAGUAUAUGUACGGAUAAGUCUCUAAAAGUUUUUGAUGUCAUUAUAAACCUAUGUAUAUAAUGUAAGAAAGUAGACACCCUCUCAAAUUAAUCACAAAAGUGCCAAGCUCACAAUUUUAGUUUUUGGUUCUGACAAUUUUCCCCCCUGUCUUUAAUGUGAAAGGAGGAUAAACUUAAAGCCUUAAAUUAAAAAAAAUUCAAUGUUGAAAGCUUGGAAAAAAGUUAAGCUUUCCAUCUUAUUCAUCUCUAUUACUGUCAAUAUUUCUUUCAUGCUUCAUCAUACUGCCUUGAAAUACAUAUGGUGGAAGCCCACUGUCAAACCGGACAUGGAGGCAGACAGCACUUACCUUCCGGUGAGCGCCGUCGGAACGCCCACGGGGCGCUGCUGGUCUGUGCAUCGCUGCGCCGGGUUACAGCGGGGUUCGACCACACACACCUUCCCCUCUUCCUUCCAGGCAGAGUUGCAGGUGUAAUCUGGGUUCCCGAGUCCCUCUGAGUUUAGGUCACUUUCACUGAGGUUUCUUCUUCCAUAAAUAGGGUCAUCAUCACUUCCAGUCAAGUACCUAAAGAAAUUUGGCCCCGGCUUUGUUUUAAAGGUAAAACUUGUCCUUCAUCCCUUCAGUGAGUGUCCUUCUAGACAUGAGCUCUCCUGAAAGACCCCCAAGUACCCAUAGUUCUCUAACAUCCUCUUUUUAAGAACAGGACAUCAGUUAUACUGUUCACUUCGUGACAGCCAAGUCAGAUAGCUCUCAAUCCCUUUUCAGCAGGAUUCAUGACACUAGUCUCACCACUUUGGCUUUGACUUCGGAAAGGAUUAUGGCCUAAAAAUGCACUGCUUGAAACAGUGUGUUUUUUUUUUCCCAUGUAUUUUCAAUUGUGGAAGUAUCACAGUUAUAGAGCAAGAAACCUUGAUUUCUAUACGCUACAAUAGACCAUAAGCUAACAUCUUAAUCCUGUUGUUGCUUCCUGAGUACUAGGUGCUACACCAGUAUGCAGCCUUUCUCUAGAAAUAGCUACAUGUUUAUAUUGCGAUAACAGGGUUCUCCGCAAGGUGUACCAGCCUUACUCUUGGCUUCACCAGAUACAGGUUGUCUUCACUAGACAUAGGUUGUCCCCCCUCCCUAGUGGCAGUGGCUCUUUCACCUCCGAGGAAACUCAGAUUACUCAGCAUCUCUUCCCAUCACUGCAUCAUGUGUGUCUCUCUGUUGCUGGAUCCUGCUCACUAGUGGAUUCGAAACCACUGCUGAGCGCACCAUGUACAUUUCACUGCUCUUCCAGAUGCACCAGGUGACUUAAUAGAAACAAAACCAUGGUGGUUACAAAACAAGUUCAAUCUUUAUUAUCAACUUUUGAGCAUUUCACAAACAACAUUGUAAAUGUGCGAUGUUAUGUUUUAAAUCAGACCACAGUGGUCCCCAAAUAUUAUGUACAUAUGGCAAAUGUCAGUGUAACUUUUCGUUACACCGGCAGUUUCAUAGGUAACCAAACCUAUGCUCCAAUGUCCAAUUGUUUGUGUGUAUAUGUAAAAUGCACAAGCUUUAAGCUGUGUGUGUAUGAAUACGAAAGAGUAUGCAACCAUACCAAUCGUGAACAAUGGAUUCUAAUUAUUUUUGGUGGUAUUAGGUUAUGUAGUUUCAAACUCUGCUGUGUUUUCUCUUGCCCAUGCCAUUCAUUUGCUGAUUUUUGUGGUGUGAAUAAUCUUUGCUUAUUAAUUUGAGCUCAAAGCACAAGCAUAUCACUGUUUAAUGUUACCCAACAAGAGUUAAUGUUCAGUAAUGACACGUUCCCAUUUCACCCACUACACUCCUGCUGCAUUAACCAACGACACAUGGACGAGGAGAUGCACGCUGACUUCAUCGCUCACCUGGGACACUGCAUGAGCCCCCUGAACUAGAGCUACUCCUAUUAGAUAAGUGAGCAGUACACAUAGGUGCAUGUUCUGAAACACGAAUCACAUAGAGCCGUGGAGUUCUACCAAGUGGUAUGUGUGGUUUUGGUUUUUGUUUUUGUUUUACUAUGCAAAGAUGGGAAAUGCACAACUUUUCAAAGACUAGUGUCUGGAGAACUUUACAAACAAUACUUGAACCCUUUCUUUCAAGUCAUCCCAUCCUAUUUGGUAGCUGUUGCUUCCAUGGUUGAUUUUCAUUUUUACACGGUUUGUAAUUUUUUAAGUGCACCACCUGAAGUUUUGUUUGAAUAAAUUCAUUCAUAAUCUUGUUGGCUGCCCUUGAAUGGAGAUUCAGUACUCACUGUAUGCAUCUUUCAGUCAAGUCUGUAUUAAAACCUUGGUUAAUGUAAAUGCUGUAGCUUUAUACUUUGGUCAUUUUUCAUACCGCCUUUUCUGUGUUCUCUUGUAUUGUUGAAUAAACGGCCAUGUGCCUGAUACCA